Molecule: messenger RNA, 1506 nt
Organism: Plasmodium vinckei vinckei
Lineage: Eukaryota; Apicomplexa; Aconoidasida; Haemosporida; Plasmodiidae
Product: DNA replication complex GINS protein, putative
Exons: 3
Coding region: 1-1506 (501 amino acids)
Biological process (GO): double-strand break repair via break-induced replication; DNA replication
Cellular component (GO): nucleus; GINS complex
Source: RefSeq, a predicted model, not a curated record
AUGGACGAUGUGUUUACAAUUUUUAAAAAAAGAAACAAAAAUAAAAAAAGAGCAUCAACAGGAAAUGGAAAAGAAAAUAUAAAUGAUAAAAAAUCAUUAUUUAAUUUAGAUCGAAAAAAUCCAAGACGAGCACAUAAUGCAGAAGAUGGAUUAAAUUAUAAUGGAAGUGACAUAAAUAAUAAACAGGAUAAAAAAGGGAAUAAUCCUAAUAAUAAUGAAAAUUAUAUAGUAGUUGAUUUUCCAUCAUUACCUUAUAAAAAUACAGAAGCAUGUAUAUCAUUUUAUUAUAUAGAAUAUUUAAGGAAUCAAAUAUUAUAUGGAAAUAAAAAUUUAAGAAUUGAUGAAAAUACAAAAAUAAUGGCAGAAGAAUUACUUGAUAAAAUUGAGACUACAAUAUAUGAGUUAGAAAAUAGUUCCGAAAAUUUAGAAGACAGUUAUAAAAUAGAAAUUAAAACUAUUAUAUUUAAAGCAAUAUAUGAUAGGUACUAUAAAAUAUAUACUACUUUAAUUGCUUUUUCAGAUUCAGCACCACAACCUAAUAAUUUAUAUGAAUAUAUAUUAAAUAAUGGGGUAUAUAUAAGAUCAAAAAGGAACAAUGAUUUUAAUUGUAGAGAAAAUAUACAUAAUGUAUAUUCAUAUUUAGAUAAUAUUGAAAUAGGUAAUAAUGAUUUAUCAUAUAACCUUGAAAAUAUAUAUAUUGAAAGUAUUGAUAUAAGUAGACCUACUAUUAUAAAUAAAACAUUAAUUAAUACAGAUAUUGAAGUUGAAUAUUUACCAUUAAAAUUUAACUGUUCAUAUUGUUAUAAAAAUUUACAAUAUGCUAAAUUAUUUUUAAAUAAUGCUAUAAAUAUGUCUCUCUAUGAAAAGGCAUUGGGAGAGUUAAUUGUUGCCAAGGCCUUGGUGGAUAUCCCUUCCGUUCCCGUGGAAUUUGUUGAGGGAUUUGAUGUGAAAGAAAUGAAAGCAGGUGAAAGACAGUGGAUUCCAAUAUAUCUUGGGAUUGCCCUAUCAGCAUUUACCUAUGUUGAUGUUGAAUUUCCAUUUUGGUUUUAUAUAAAAAAUUUUGUAAAUAUUAAAGAGGAAGAAUAUAAAAACCCUGAUGAAUUAUUUGAGUUACCAUCCCCUUAUUUUUUUGAAAUAUGUUACAUGUUUGUUGAUCAAAAAGUUUUUUCAAAGUCUACUCCUAUUGAAACAGUAGGGAAAAAAAGUUAUUUCCGAUAUAUGGAAAAGGUAGCAGGAUAUGUAGAAGAUAUUAAACAUUGUCGAAGGGAAAAAAUAAUAAGAAGACUGGAAGAGCAAAAUGUACAUACCAAUCAUAUUUACAUAAAAAAUUUACAAUUAUCUGAAACAUAUAUAAUUAAUUUGUCUUUAUAUAGUUUUUGGAAAUAUGAUAAAAAUUUAAAUGACAAUAAUAAUUCAAUUGAUUUUACAUCCUAUUUACUUGAACCAUUCAUAAAAGAACUUAAAACUGAGGAAGAUGAUGAUGAAAAUAUUCUACAAGAUUUAUAA